UAAUCUAUGGUUGCGACGGUGGCCCAGAUUUGCAGGAAGCAGUGUAAACGAAGCACCGCAACUUUCUCUCUUUCGCGCUGCUGAGAUUAAAGAAAAAAGAGAAAACAAACAAACAAACACGCCUCAACUCUCUCUCUCUCUCUCUCUCUCUCACCGCAUCGCAUUAGAUCGUAAUCCAACGAACCCUUCUUCUUCCUCUUCCUUCACCCUCUCGUCUUCUCUUCCCUUCACCGCCUUGCCUCACCGCGAAGAAUUCCAUGUUCCUCACUGCAACAACAACAACAACGUGAAGUUAGACAACUUGCAUUUCAUCGCUAUUAACGCCGGUCGCGCCUGUUAUUAGACAUACCUUUUGAUCAUCGUGGUGGAUGCUGUGGUCUUGCGUGUUCCUUCAGAUCAAUGAUUAGUUCAACUGGAGAAUUGACAAGCCAUAACAACAGUAGCAUUGAGCACAUGGAAACUGAGCAACCUGAAUUGUCUGAAAAAACACCUCAGAUAGGCUCUGAAUGUCUGGACGGUGAACAAAGGGUGCUUGGUACUGUGUCAACCAGUUCUGUUAAUAAUGAAAAUUCAAAUCAAGUUUCUGCCAAUGUGACCGAGAAUUCUGUUUUUCAACUACCAGCAACACCUCAACAUUGCUUAGAAAAGAGUGGUCAGACUGUAACAAGUCCACCCCUGGAAGAAAGCACCUUGAAACAAGUUGCUACUAAUGUAUCUAAUGGUAAAUCAGAAAACAAAUGUCAGACAUCCUCUCAAGAUGUUCAAAACGAACUUGUGGAAGCAAGUGAUGUAAUAACUGGCUCUUUUGUUGCGGACCAAACACAAUCCAUUCCUGCUCAAGUGAAUACGAGUUCUGUGAAUGAACUAUUGGAUAUUCCUUCCGGAGAUGUUGCAGUAGAAGUUGGUUCUGAUAGUUUAGAAAAAAAGUCUAAAGGGUGCUUGGUAGACAGCGAACAAAGGGUACUUGGUACUGUGUUAACCAAUUCUAUUAAUGAUGGAAAUUCAAAUCAAGUUUCUGCCAAUGUGACCGAGAAUUCUGUUAUUCAACUGCCAGCACCACCUCAACAUUGCUUUGAAAAGAGUGGACAGACUGUAAAAAGUUCAUCUCUGGAAGAAAGUACCUUAAAACAAGUCUCCACUAAUUUAUCUAACAGUAAAUCAGAAAACAUAUGUCAGACAUCCUCUCAAGAUGUUCAAAACGAACUUGUGGAAACAAGUGAUGCAGUAACUGGCUCUGUUGUUGCAGACAAAACACAAUCCAUUCCUGCUCAAGUGAAUACAAGUUCUGUGAAUGAACUAUUGGAUAUUCCUUCCAGAGAUGUUGCAGAAGAAGUUGGUUCUGAUAGUUCAGAAAGGAAGUCUAAAAGCACAACUCCUUCACAAUUGAGACAUAUAGGUAAAAGUAACUCAAAGUUAUCGAAAAAGAAGUAUAUCCUAAGGUCGUUAGGAAGCAGUGACAGAGCUUUGCGGUCCAGGACAAAAGAAAAACCUAAAGCGCCUGAACCAAGUAGUAACUCAGUUGACGUUAAUAAUGAUGGAGUGAAGAAGGAAAAAAGGAGGAAGAAGAAAAAAACAGGAGGGGAGGAAAAGAAGGAUCAAUUUUAUAAAAUCAAAGCUCACCUAAGAUAUUUAUUAAACAGAGUAAGCUAUGAGCAAAACUUAAUUGAUGCUUACUCUGGUGACGGCUGGAAAGGAUACAGUAUGGACAAGUUAAAGCCUGAUAAGGAGAUUCAACGGGCUAAAUCUGAAAUUCUUCGACGUAAAUUGAAAAUUAGGGAUCUAUUUCAAAACUUGGAUUCCUUGUGUGCUGAAGGAAAGUUUCCAGAAUCUUUGUUUGAUUCUGAGGGAGAGAUUGACAGUGAGGAUAUAUUCUGUUCAAUUUGCCAGACCAAAGAGUUGAGCACUGAUAAUGAUAUAAUUCUCUGUGAUGGUGCUUGUGACCGUGGAUUUCACCAGCACUGCUUGGAUCCUCCAUUGUUAACUGAAGACAUUCCACCUGGCGAUGAGGGUUGGUUAUGCCCCGGAUGUGAUUGCAAAGAUGACUGCGUUGACCUUCUUAACGACUCCUUAGGAACACGUCUCUCUCUUAGUGACACCUGGGAGAAGGUUUUUCCUGAAGCAGCAGCUGUUACUGGAAAUAAUAUGGAUCAGGGACUUCCUUCUGAUGAUUCUGAUGAUGAUGAUUAUAACCCUAAUGGUAAAGAGGAUGUGGAGGUUGAAGGAGGUGAAUCAAGUUCUGAUGAAUCUGAAUAUGCUUCUGCUUCUGAGAAAUUGGAAGAUUCACACCAUGAGGAUCCAUACUUAGGCCUUCCUUCUGAAGAUUCAGAGGACAAUGAUUAUGAUCCUAGUGCUCCAGAUCUUGACAAUAAAGUCACAGAAGAAAGUUCAAGCUCUGAUUUCACAUCUGACUCUGAGGAUCUUGCUGCUGCUAUUGAGGAUAACACGUCCCCUGGACAUGUUAAACAGACUAAAAGCAGACAAAAAAGUAAAGUUGGUAAGAACCCAUCAAUGGUUGAUGAAGUGUCAUCUUUACGAGAGCCAGAACUUGAGGAAGAGGGUUUCACUCCAGUUUCUGGGAAAAGAAAUGUGGAAAGGCUGGACUACAAAAAGCUGUAUGAUGAGACAUACAAAAGUGAUACUAGUGAAGAUGAAGAAUGGACUGCCAGUGCCACUCCAAGUAGAAAAAAGAAACUCUGUGGCAAAAUGACUCCAGUGUCAUCAGAUGGAAAGGCCUCAAAUAAUUCUAGACAUACUCCUGAAAGGAACACCCAACAAGAUAAAGUUGAAAAUACAAAUAAUUCACCCACUAAAUCACUUGAAGGCUGUCUGGAAUCUGGCUCAAGGGAUAAAAAGCCUAGGUCUUCAACACGUCAAAGACUUGGAGACGUUGUAGUGCAGAGACUUCACAAAUCUUUUAAAGACAAUCAGUAUCCGGAUCGAGCCACAAAAGAAAGCUUGGCAGAAGAACUGGGGCUCACUUUUUUCCAGGUUGACAAAUGGUUUGGCAAUGCUCGAUGGGGCUUUCGGCGUUCAUCGCGUAUGGGAGCUAGUCCAGGCGAAUAUGCUUCGCCACAGGCCACUGGCAGCGGACCUGAAAAUACUGGGGAGAGGGAACGCGAAUUAGCUUCCCAGGAAGUCGGUGAAGAAAAAUUGAAAACCCCCAGUCCUAGAAAAAGGAAGCAUUUGUCUGAACCGCAGGCAUCUGAAGCACCGCAGAUUAUUGUUCUUGGCUUAGCAGCAUCUCCUGGCUCACCACGGGCUCAUGCAGGCAAUAAAAAGAAGACAGUGAAAAGGAAAUGAUGCUUCAUUGAGAAAUCAACAACCUUAAUCUUUUCCUAAGGCAGCAUAAUUGUAGAAUACAUCCGUUGAUUGAGAUCCUCUGAGAUGAUCACUUCUAAUCUUGAUGGAUUUUGUUUCCAUUCUGAAAGGUAUUGUUUGUAUGUCCAAAAAUUAACAUUCCAUUGUUCAUCCAACGUAAGUUAGUUUUAGAUUUGCCCCACACAUGCAAACACUAAAAUUUUUGCCAGUUGUUAGUUUUAGAUUUUAUUCCCCCAUUUACAGAGAGACCUUUUACGGUUUACCUUUAUCUGAAUGAUGUUUUAUAUGGGGGGGUCUACUAAACACUGCAGAAAAGCAGAUAGAAAUUUGGGGGAACAUUUUUCUUUCUUACCUGGGGAUUCAUAGCAUCAUUUUGUAUCAACAUGCAUGUCACCCUAGCCAAUGCAGCAACUAUUGUUAUUUGAUCUGUGCCAGCGCCCAUCUUGCACCGGUACUAGUUUGAUGGUUUAGCAUUCAGGGUGGUUGUCUCCUGAAAUUGUUUAUCUUUUUAUUCGGCUAUGUAACUGUAUUUGAGUAACAGAUGGAAUGGGAGCAUUUUAUAUUCUUGAUUGCUACA
Messenger RNA from Lotus japonicus, 3895 nucleotides. Its product is annotated as homeobox protein HAT3.1. Gene Ontology annotation, molecular function: DNA binding; chromatin binding. Gene Ontology annotation, cellular component: nucleus. Gene Ontology annotation, biological process: regulation of DNA-templated transcription; chromatin organization. The coding region runs from base 400 to 3300 and encodes 966 amino acids. The record is from RefSeq and is a predicted model, not a curated record. The transcript has 10 exons. NCBI's taxonomy places the organism in Eukaryota, Viridiplantae, Streptophyta, Magnoliopsida, Fabales, Fabaceae.